Molecule: messenger RNA, 1059 nt
Organism: Oncorhynchus mykiss (rainbow trout)
Lineage: Eukaryota; Metazoa; Chordata; Actinopteri; Salmoniformes; Salmonidae
Source: RefSeq, a predicted model, not a curated record
AUGUGUCAGGAGACAAAGAAAGGGUUGCUGUACAUCAAUGUGUGUGGCUGGAAGCACAUCCCUAACCCUGGUGAUGAGAACAAGCCUGUGCCUGUAUGUGGAGGGAAACUGGAGACAGACAUUCAUGAAGGAGGAGAUGACUACAGUAAGGUGGAUGUGGCGUUCAGUCCUGCAGUGCUGCAGCAGGCUCAGAAGGACAAGAGGGAGAAGGACCAGGUCCACCUGUUAGCCCUGAGCUUCCCCCAGCAGCAGCAUGGCCUGCGUCUGGCCCAGCAGUACAAUGUCAGCAGCAGUAAGCUAAAGGGCAGCCUAGAGGACAAGCAGUGCCGCCUGGGUUCUCUAAAACAGUCCAGCCACCAACACAGCCUCCCAGACCCCAGCUUCCCUGUUCCAGCAGAUCUCCUUCUGCGUGAAGGGCAGACCGAGGACAGUACACCUGUGCAGCUCAUCACAUCUGUCCAGCUUUCAUCUGGGCCAGGGGACCAAAGCAACAAGACCAAGAACCCGAUCCAGGUGAUCUCUAGCUCAAUGACAGCCCAGCCUCAGCAGCCACAGCACCAGCUCACUGUUAACUCUGACCCCAGGGACCUCUCUAGAAUCCUGGAGCUGACUGUGGAGCUACCAAAUGUUCACUCCAUCACAGAGUGCCAUCUCAUCAUUUCCCAGAAGUGGAGGAAAUCAAUCCAUCUACACCUGGAGCUGCCUGAGACUGUGAAUGAGGAGUCGGCCUCUGCCACGUUCAACAAGAAACGGACAUUAACUUUGCAAGUGUCUAUACUCUAGUGCCGUUACUGCAGACACUAAAAGCACACACGUUAAUAGACAAAAAAAAACAAAACACUGUCUGCUCUGGCAUGUCACACUUACACCCAGUAGGUGAUUUGUCUCUAUGAAGGGACACGGCACUUUGGAAAUAUAAGGCCAUUAGAGAAGGCAGUAACUUCAGUUACCUCAAAGCAAAUGGACCAAAAUAAAUGUAAUUUCUGCUAUGCAUCCUACAAGCUGUGGGUCUGAACCUUUGUAGUAGUAAACAGUACCUCAGUAAAGACAUUCAUAGCA